AUGGCCAGCAUACCCGCCAGCUUCCCGGCCGAAAACGGUCAACCCGCAUCACAAAACAAGAACCAGCAGCCUGCACAGCCUCCGGUCAAUCAACCAUCCAAUCAACCGAGCAAAACCAAGCGCAACAAGCACAAGAAGAACCACUCUCAAUCACUGCCGCAAAUCGAUGGAACAGUAUCCGACUCAGUGACCAACCCGAUGGCGAGUCCGCAGCCCAAGAAGAACAACAACAACAACAAACAAAGACACCAGAGUGUCGCAACUGGAGCACCGCCCAUAGAGAACGGCAACGUCGGCAAAGGCAAUGGAGCAAAGGCGAGACCUGUGUCAAUGGGCAGCGGCAUACUCCCAGCAACACCAGCGAAAGAGCAGGCGUAUGCGGGACCAACGUUCCAAGCAUCACCCGCACCGUCCUCGCUACCAGUACCGAAGUUCUUCUCCAGAUCCGUGCCCAACGUAGCCGCGCAGCAACAAUCUUUAGGAGCACGCAUGGCUGGCGAAAAGACACCGGAGGCCGAAAGAUCGUCGCCAGAAGCUGAGGUUGUUGCACCAGCUCCACCACGGGAUGCACAGCUGUCGCCAUUGGACCUGUUCUUCAAAGCGGACAAAGCGGAGCGAGAGCAGAGCCGCAGUGCGAGCCUGCGGUCUCCCGAGAUGGCCGCGAGACGAGCUCCGCCAGCUACGGAGCCGAGGAAUGCGUUCCAGCAGUCCGGCAAGAGCGUCUUCUUGCGGGAGAUGGAUGGCGAUCUCGACAUGCCCAGUCCAAAGACUGUGCCACGCAACGACCGUCCAGUCCCGCCACAACGCAGCUCUUCGUCCGGCAAUGCUUCGCCUUCUCAGAACGACGGCGAUCGAGACGCAUACACCAAGUCGCUGAAGGAUUUAUUGUUUAACGUGAAUGCUACUCCACCCCCUCCAUCGCCGAGUAACGGCGCACCACGCGGCAACUCGAAUCCACGAAAUGCAGAGAGCCCCUACCAGACCCCGUCUCCCUUCCAGCGGCCGACUUCUGGUCCAUCCACACCUGUUCCUUUAGCAGAGCAGCAGAACCACUACUCCCUGCAUUACGGCAACCGCAACCUUUCCCCAAUGUUCAAAGCGGCGCAGCACGACACCCCACCCCGCCCGUCGAGUCUUCGCCAGCAACAGCUCUCAGGCGAGCUCUCUCCUACAAGCCCCACCCACUCCCGCCAGCCACCACCUCAACUCGAUCCGGAUAGUUUCUCUCGCAACUAUCUCGACCAGCACAUCCGUGCUUCACAGCCCGCGACCAUGCCGCCUUUACCACUACCUAAUGGUACUAGUUCUUCGGUUCCUUCUGCGGGGCAUGGCGUUCCAGCGACGGGCGCUUCUCCGCGUACUGGAAGUGGCUCUGGGGGCCAACAGGACAUCAGGACGAUGGAGGACGAUUUACGCCCGAAGGCGCUUGUGGAGUUUUUGACGGGUUGGGACGGAUGUCUACGGCGAUGGGCAUCUGCUGUCUGGGUUUGA
Saxophila tyrrhenica is the source of this 1491-nucleotide messenger RNA. RefSeq lists its product as uncharacterized. The record is from RefSeq and is a predicted model, not a curated record. Bases 1 to 1491 code for a protein of 496 amino acids. NCBI's taxonomy places the organism in Eukaryota, Fungi, Ascomycota, Dothideomycetes, Mycosphaerellales, Extremaceae. The transcript has 2 exons.